Messenger RNA from Ipomoea triloba (trilobed morning glory), 2889 nucleotides. Its product is annotated as squamosa promoter-binding-like protein 7. Bases 184 to 2571 code for a protein of 795 amino acids. Lineage: Eukaryota; Viridiplantae; Streptophyta; Magnoliopsida; Solanales; Convolvulaceae. Gene Ontology annotation, molecular function: DNA binding. The transcript is spliced from 10 exons. The record is from RefSeq and is a predicted model, not a curated record. Gene Ontology annotation, cellular component: nucleus.
CCCCCCAACCACCGCUGACUCUAACAUUUCACCCUCCGCUCUCCGCCGCGACUCUUUUUCUCUCUCUCUCUCUCUCUCUCUAACUCCUAAACUAAACCCACUUUGCUUCUCCGCAAAUCCUUUCACUCUGUGAUCUCUCUCCACCGGAUUUUGAGGGUUUCGUCCUUAUAUAGUUCGCGGCUAAUGGAAAACCCGACAGCGGCGCCGCCACCACCCAUUGAAUCCCCACCCCAAUCGAAAAAUACCCAAAUGACCUCCGCAAUUACCCAAUUGCCCGAUGACCCCGUCGCCUCUUCCUCGCUCUUUGAUUGGUCCGACUUCCUGGAGUUCAACCUCGACGAUCAUCUCAACAUCUCAUUCGAUUCCUCCGAGCAGCAGCCGAAUUUCCCCUCUCCCCAACCGCCGAUUACGGAGGCUGAUCCGGGUCGGGUGAGGAAGAGAGACCCGAGGUUGGUGUGCUCUAACUUUCUGGCCGGCAGGAUCCCUUGUGCCUGCCCGGAGUUAGAUGAGCAGCUAGAGGAGGAGGAGCUGGCGGCUCUGGGGUCUGCCGGGAAGAAGAAGCCCCGUACGGCCCGAGCUUCUGCUGCCGGGCAGUCCAGUGCCAGGUGUCAAGUGCCUGAUUGUGAAGCUGAUAUUAGUGAGCUCAAAGGUUAUCAUCGGAGACACCGGGUUUGCCUUAGCUGUGCUAACGCCGCAUCUGUGGUUCUUGAUGGGGAGAGCAAGAGAUAUUGUCAACAAUGUGGCAAGUUUCAUGUUUUAUUGGACUUUGAUGAAGGUAAACGAAGUUGUAGAAGGAAACUAGAGCGUCAUAACAAUAGGCGCAGAAGAAAAUCUGCUGAUUCAAAAGGCUCUGCUGAGAAAGAACCUCAGCAGGUUUUAGUAGCCGAUGAGGGUGAUUUUGAUGAGGACUCUAGCAAAGAUGGCACCGGCAUGGGCAGCCAAAUCAUUGAAAGAGAUGUACUAUUGGAGUCUGAAGGGCAUUUAUCAACACUUUGCUCCACUAUAGGUUCCCAAACUAUCCAAAGUGAUAGCAUCAGGCCUUUUGCCGCUUCUGGUGAAGAACAGAGUGAAAAAGAGAAAGAAAACCUAAAAUACACUCAUUCUCCAUCUUAUUGUGACAAUAGGAGCGCACUUUCUUCUGUGUGCCCUACUGGUCGGAUCUCUUUCAAGCUUUAUGACUGGAACCCUGCAGAGUUCCCACGACGACUACGGCACCAAAUUUUUCAAUGGUUGGCCAGCAUGCCUGUUGAAUUGGAGGGAUAUAUUCGUCCUGGUUGCACAAUUUUGACACUAUUCAUUACAAUGCCACACUUCAAAUGGGCUAAGUUGUUAGAAGAACCAGCUAUACAGUUGCGAGACCUUAUGCUCUCACCAGGAAAUAUGCUCCAUGGAAGAGGCACCUUUCUUAUUUAUCUGAAUAACAUGGUGUUUCGUGCUACAAAGGGUGGGACAUCAAUAAUGAAAGUCAAGUUAAAAGGAAAAACUCCAAAGCUCUACUAUGUGCAUCCUACCUGCUUUGAGGCUGGUAAACCCAUGGAGUUCUUCGUAUGUGGAAGCAAUCUACUUCAAUCCAAAUUUCGGUUUCUAGUAUCAUUUUCUGAGCAGUAUUUGGCAAAUGAUUUUCGGGUUUCAUCAUGUUGUAAGAUUGAAGGGGAUUCUAUUAGUUUAGACCAUCAGUUGUUAAAGGUCAAUGUUCCUCAAACAAAUGCAGAUCUAUUCGGCCCUGCAUUUAUUGAGGUUGAAAACGAGUGUGGCUUAUCCAAUUUCGUUCCUAUUCUCAUUGCCGACAAGGAUAUAUGUGCAGAAAUGGGGAGGAUGUUAGAAAAGUUAAAUAGGUCUCUUAACCCUAGAGGACAACAAUUUGCAUCCAGUUGUCCUUCAUGUGAACAUUCCAAUUUAAGGGACACAGAAUUAUCAGAUUUUAUGCUGGAUGUCGCAUGGUUGUUAAGGGAGCCUGUAGUAGAGAGUACUCAGCUUUUGACUUCUACUCUAAUACAAAGAUUCAGACGGUUGUUAAACCUUUUGAUAGAAAAUGAGUCAACUUCAAUACUAGAAAGAGCUUUGAGUAACAUUAAAAUAGUGAUGGACAACGGUUCAGAUGCUGGCAUUGCUGAAUCUGAACUGAAUAUAUUCCGUGGUACUUUGGAUGCUGCACACACAUUCCUUUCUCAAAGAUUAAUAAAUGUGAGAGAAUCUCUUGUUGGGAGUUGUGCCACGGAUGCAAGGAGAGAAAAGUCCUUGACUCAAAUCUACAAAAAUGAAAUGCAACCUGUAAUUCCAGCUAUAAAUCAGGAUCUGGAGAAUAAUAUGUGCAAGUCAGAGUCGAGAUUGACAUUCGUUGAUGAUAGCUCAACAGCUCCGUUGUUGACCAUGACAAGCUUGAAUCUCAAAGAACGGCCAUGGAAGUCAUGCAGCCCUUCAUUUGGGAAGACGGUUCUGACUUCUCGUCCCCUUGUGUUUGCGAUCACGGCUAUGGCUGUUUGUUUCGGAGUAUGUGCCGUUGCUCUUCACCCCAGCUCAGUGGGUGAAUUCACCACAACAAUCCGGCGCUGCCUGUUCGACAACUCAUAGCUCUGAGACUCUGCCUGAAUCAUUCAUGUAUCAUAAAGUCCAUUUCUAUGAUACCAUUCAAUUCUUAUAAUUCAAAACAGUAAUGAGUAAGUAGUAGAUGAAGCCUCCUGCAGCCCCCUGCUUCCUGCUUCCCUGAUGUACCAUAUCAACCGUUAGCUGACAACAAUUUUUUACUUUUGAUUUUUUUCUUUUUUUGGAAAGUCUGUAUAAUUAAAAUCCUCUUGGUUUUUGGUUGGCUUUAUAGUCCAAUGUUGAUUUUCUAAAAAUUGUUUUUAAUAGUGUUGAAAUAAGCAUUCAUUGUUAGUUGACGUUAUUUUA